AAGUGAUCGGAUCCAGAUCCUUUUCCGCAAUUUCCUUCAUUUCUUCAUUUCUUCUUCACUGCUCGACUACCACUGUCUCUUCAUCUAUUCAUCUCUCAGUCCUUCGUUGCUCGCAGUCACUCGUUACCCCCGCGUUUGCCACUGAUCACAACAGACGCGUGCGACCAGUCACUUUAGACAUGCAGCCAUAAACCUCCUCCUGCGCUAAUUUUCAAUUACCACUUUCGUUUUGUCCGCCAAACAGUCCAUUAUGAACCGCCUCCGCAGGCAUAAAAAGGAAAAGGCUGCCAGGGAAGAGUUGGUCCAGUCCGAAAAGGCCGCCUCUUCCACCACCACCAUCAUCUCCUCGAUCACUCCCACCAAAAAAGAAAAGGAGCCCGCCAGCAAGAAAGAUGAUGGCCUGCAAACGACUUCUCCCAAGGUCUCCGAAUUCGACCUCGCCAAUGCCCUCCCAGCCCCCGAUGAUUUCCGCACCAGUCUGCUCAUGCCCAAGCUGUCUGCGCGCUUCAGUAUGCUUAAGGAACAGGAUGAUCCCGAGUCUUUACUGGGGAAAGCUAGCGAUGACAGCGUCCUGUUCUCGAAGCGCGCGUCCCGAUUGAAUAUGUUUGGUCACCCCAACCAGCUGGCGGAUAUUGAUGAGAUGUCCAUCAACAGUCGUCCCUCCGCCUUCGGGCAGGCGGAGUCUAACGAUGGCUAUGGGACUGACGACGAUCGUUCUCAGGCAGGGGGGAGUAUUAUGAGCAGGGCUCGUCGUGCUGAAGUAGGAAAUAACCUGUUUGGUGGUCGUCAAAAGGUCUACAAGGUUCCCGCCAGAUCUAGAGGCACGUCCCCUAAUCCUGGACCUGAGGCCGGUCGCUCGGGCCUGGGACGCGCUGUCUACGAACACGACGUGACCCUGUCCGCCUUCCAGCGUCUCAGACUGAAGGAAAAGGAAGAGCGCGCCGUUGCUGAAGAUGGUGCCUUAAAUUCGCCUACCUUCUCCUCCAACGAAGAUGCCUUGUCCAGUAUCGGGUCUACCAACCGUACCACCUAUUCCUCUACGGCUUCCGGUCCGGCCCCUACCUUUGGUCAUGCUUCCACCGCAGCAACCUCAGUCGACGGGGAUCCCAUUACGCCGCAAUCCAUCGACGGCUCGACAGGCAAGCAAUUCCCAUUCCCUGAACGCGGUGCACCCAAACCCACUCGUCGUUACGGCCAGGGCCUGGCUCAGUCGGUCCAGAACCAGCAAAAUCUCACACUGAAUCGGCUCGAGAGUCUCAGCCGCCAGCGCCCAGGAACCCCUGAACACCCUCAGAUGAACCGGGCCUUUUCCCGGAGUGCAACCAGCCUGCGCGAUCGUCUGCAGAGACUCCCUCUUGUUGACGCUGCUCGCCCGUCUUCCCGUCCGGCGAGCCCUCCUUUGUCGGCUGCAUCGCCCAGGCCUCAGUUGGCUGAGAGUGAAUCCAAAGAUCCCGUUCCGUCUGGAUACAAUGCUCCGCCCCUAAGCCCACCUAUCAGCGAAGUUGAGGAAAAACCCGUGCCCUUGGCGGCUGCUCUGCAGCCGGAAGACCAUGGGAAAGCCACUGCUUUAGGUCUCUUCAACAAGCCCCGAGUGCCAUUUGACGAGCAACAGUUCACCCGACGCCAGCUGCAGAUGCAUCAGGGUCGAAGCACUCCACCAUUACGGCGACCCCCGUCACCUCCACGCAACGCCCCUCCUGCUCCCACCACCUCCCCGCAAGAACGCGUUGGACGCCCCCGUGGUAUCUCCAACGCUAGCAGCUACCGCUCGCGGCCAGGAUCCGCCUCGUCUCACUACAGCGAGGCUUCCAAAAGCAUGAACCGCACUACGUUCUUCAGCAACUCUAGUCCCAGUGACUCCAGUGACGAGGAGAACGAGGAGGACGAAGAGGACAUCCAUCCCGCGUUCCGCUCCCGGUCCCGCACCCCCUCGAAGCCGUCGGCCCCACCUGGAGAGCCCCAGGAGCGUCAUCCUCUGCCCGAAGUACGAUUUUCGGACUUGGGAGACCUUAAGCCCAUUGCAGAAAACGAUAUCGCGGAGAAUGCCGAUUCGCAAAACAAUGCCCAGGCACCGCAGGAGCCUGACUCGCCUACUUUGGGACCAUCUGGUCUGGGACUUAGUGGAUUGGUUCGUACACACUUGCGACAGGAGAGCGACAAGUCUAUCCAACUACCAUCGCCGGGACUUCCACCCAAGCUUACCGACAAUAGAGACGUUCCCGAGGCCAAGCAAGACACUGCUGAUGUCGCCCCCAUCCCUCCUCCCGCCGAUGAACCGUCAUUCCAGUGUACAAUUUCCGCAGGAUCCACGAUUCCCGAGGAGCUGCCGGGAGAGAGUCAGGGGAGGACUUCGAGUGACUCUUCGCUCGACGACGAAUCAGGGGACAGCAACAGCAGCAGCCACCGGCGUAACGCCAGCACUGAAACGCAGCGCGAACGCGAGGAAUUUGCCAAUGAGCUGGCUGAGAGACGUAGGAAGGUGCAAGAGAAACUGCAGAACUUCGCAGAUAUUGAGAGUCGAUCAAAUAGUCGAGCGCCUAGCCGAGCAGCCAGUCGGUCGGCGAGUCGAUCAGGAAGUCCUGUCCGCUGUGGAACUCCUGACUCGUCUUCCCAGGUCAAGCCUGGUAAUGCCUUUGCACUGUUGAAGAGCCGCGCCGGCAAACACCAUCUAUUCCAGAAGUCGGGUAACUCUUCUACGCCAUCCUUGGUUAACUUGGACCAGAACGAUCCAUGGCGCGAGGAGGAUGAAAAGAUUCCUUUUCCCAGUUUGAGCACUCAGCAAUUGAAUUCGGGCACCUCACAAGUCCCUGGUGACCGACCGUCAGUGCGGUCGCGAGUCGCUGCUUUCACCCGUGGUAACCAGGACGCUUCUCGCGAGUCGAGCCAUAGCCGUAAUGCAUCGCCCCAUUCGUUCACAGGUUUCCGGGCUCGACGCGAUCGCUCCCGCUCAGACGCGUCCUGCCGAUCCAAGAGCCGAUUGCGAAACGACGAUCUUGGAACUGUGGACGAACGAUCGGUCGCUUCGCACGAAACCCACCUCCCAGAUUUCACGUACGACCCGCGCGCCAACACUUCGGUUCCCUCGUCCACUCGUCCCUCCGUAGAGGGUGACGAACGUUCCUCCUCGCGCAGCUCUGGCCGCUACCGUAGCGGUAGUCGCUCAGGAACCCCAAGCUACUUCGACCUGCCACCGCCGCCACCGCCACCACAACACCACCUGCCUCCGGUGCCUGGCCCUAACCCGGCGAUGAUUGGAAACGCGCCCCGACCUUCUCCAAUUGCGCCGUACUCUGCCAACGCCACGCCGCCUCUCGACCUCACACCUUCUCCUUCGUCCCCACCAGCGCCAACCUUUGCCGCUGCCGCAGGCCACGUCGUGCCCCAGCGCGCCCCCGGCCAUACAGGCCUGCAAAAGCGCCCAAUCAACAAGCUUCAAAUCUCAGAACCUACCCUACUCUCAUCCACAUCCAACGUCCCCACGAUCGGCCUCCCCCCAGGCGCAAGCCUAACCAACGGCAUGGAAACGCCCCCAGUUCCACCCAUGAACCCGCGCCGUCGACGACAAACAACCACGCAAACAAUCCUGGGCGCAUUGAAGGGCGAGAAGCAGGACACCCAAACACCCUCACCCAGCGAAUACGCAUCCAGCGGACGAGGAACGCAGGCCAACGAGCGCAGCAUGUUCGAGGACGAGCGGCCACUUUCGCGGAACCGGUUGCGCAAGACCUCGAGCGAGGGUGGCUCGUUAAGUAUCAAGGCGAGACAGGAGAUUAUGAGUGGUACUGCGCCGCCACCUAUGCCGCAUCCGCCGCCGUCGUAUCCUCCGCCUAAAGUUCCUUUUGAUGGGAGUAUGUUCUAAUCUUUUGAUUUCUAUUGAUUUUUAUUCGCUAUAUACCAUUCUGCCUUAUUCCGUUUUAGUGAUGAUUGAUACCUUUCCUUUCCUUUUUUAUUUCUCUUUCUAUAUCUGAUGAUGUUCAGUUAUAUACCAGUGCAUUUGUUGAGCGGGUGGAAUGGUGUCUUUCCUUUUACUCUUUUCUUGGAUACGUGUAUUUACAUGGUAAUGAUAUUUACUCGCUUAUACCGUCCAGGAUUAGGAAUAGAUUAUCAUUAGACAAAGUAAAAACCUCCG
This is a messenger RNA of Aspergillus ruber CBS 135680, 4129 nucleotides long. RefSeq lists its product as uncharacterized. The transcript is spliced from 2 exons. NCBI's taxonomy places the organism in Eukaryota, Fungi, Ascomycota, Eurotiomycetes, Eurotiales, Aspergillaceae. The record is from RefSeq and is a predicted model, not a curated record. The coding region runs from base 251 to 3859 and encodes 1202 amino acids.